CCCCAACUGGCUAUUGCCUGGUUUGAGAACCAAAUUUGAAAUUUCAAAGGAGGGAAAACACUGUCGACUCCAUUUUCUCCAGACAACCCAAGAUCUGAAGCAGAUACGGAGGAUUUUCACCAUUUCAAUUUGUUUCCCCCCCAUAAGUCUCUGAUAAUUGUUGUGUUAGCCCUAAGUUCACGGAAGCAGAAGAAUGGCGGAAACCCUAAGCCCUAACCCCAAGCUGAGAGCCCCGUUCUCUCCAACCAGCCCGUUUUUCCUCGGCUCCAAUGACGACAACAUCGAACGCGCUCAGGCACGCGCAGCUCGGGCAGCCGCCAUCCGCCGCAAGCCAGUCGUCGCUGCUCCUCCCCCGGCUGCCAGUUCAUGUCUCGACAAGAAGCAAAUCUUCGAACUCUUCCAAAAUUGCAUCAAACUUGCCAGCGAAAAUAAAAUUAAUCAAAAGAAUACUUGGGAGCUGGGUCUGAUAGACCAUCUUCGCGAUAUUAUUAAAGCAGAAGAAGAGAAUGAUGCCGAGACUAACUUUCAAAAGGCAAGUUGUACUCUUGAAGCUGGAGUUAAGAUUUACUCCAUGAGGGUGGAUUCGGUUCAUUCUGAGGCAUACAAAGUCCUUGGAGGUAUUAAUCGGGUUGGGCAGGAAAAUGAACAAGAUCCUGUUGUGGAGGAUGCCAAUAUUGAUAAUGAACAGUCAGGAGACAAUCCAAAGAAAGAACAAUCAAGAAAGUUAUCACCCCUAUCAACACUGGAGUCAUCAUUUGAAGCUCUUAAUGUGAAGAAAUUUGAUGUUGCCUUUGUUGUAGAUCCUCUUUAUCAUCAGACAUCUGCUCAGUUUGAUGAAGGUGGUGCCAAGGGUCUCCUAUUGAAUAACUUAGGGGUCUAUGGUUUCUGUCGGGUCCUUUUUGAUUCAUUGGAAGUACCUGGGAAAUGUACACCAACUGCAGUUCAAUCUGAAGGAUCAGAAGUUAUUGAUUUAUCUUUUGCUAAAGAUUGCAUCGAUGAAAUGGUAUUAAAUAUGCCCAAGAAGGAUGAAAUAUCGCCCAGUAUUAGACAUAUAAUUCAUCAAUUUGAUGAAGAUGCUUGCAGACUAUCUGAAACGUAUGUUUCUGCACAAAAUUCAACAGAACAAGAUUUUGAUACUAUUGACCAUGCUCCAGAGGCGGAUAAUGAUGUGUAUGACAAUUAUGGAGCCUGGGCUAUGGACAAUGAUGAUGAAACAAGUGUUGCAGAUCAAGCAACUUAUGAAGUUGAUCAAAGUGAACCUGGACAACAGGAGGAUGGUGAACCUCUCAACUAUCGUGAUGCUGAGAUGGAUGACAAACCUGACCAAGUUGAUGAUUACUUGUUUUUAAGCUUGGGAUUUUCUUCAAAACAGAAUUUGUGGGCUGGUCCAGAUCAUUGGAAGUAUCGAAAGGUAAAAGUUCCAGAUGUACCUGCCAAGGAAGAGGGAUCACCACCAAAGAACAAGAAAACAAAGAGCAAAAAAGCAGAGUGUGACAUUGAUUUCACAAAAGCAUUGGAUACAGAUCUGUCGCAUAUCUUUGAUCCUCCAAAAAAUCCCAAGUCUCUACUUCUGCCGGUGAACAGAGCACCUUCAAAUAGAUUACUUCCAGAAGAUUGCCAUUAUCAACCAGAGGAUCUUGUUAAGCUAUUUCUGUUACCUAACAUAAUGUGCCUAGGGAGGAGAUCAAGGAAAAGAACUGAGGAAGCGAGUCAACUGAGAGAUGAUUGUGGAGCAAUGCCAUCCUGGGAUGAUGAUUGUGGGUUUGAUGGGACGUUUGAUGAUGGUAGUGUUUGUAGUGAUGUCGAGGACCCGAGCACACUUGUCUCUCAACCUCGCCAGGUAAACAAGAUUGACAUUCAUUAUGACAAAACAUCGAAACAAGUUGAUGUUCAGGUGCUCAAGGAAACACUUUGGGACCAAAUACAAGGAUUAAAUCAAACAUCAGUCCAGCUGCAGGACGAGAGUGUAUCUUUCAAACAAGUCUUGGCAACAUUUCCAGAUGACUGCAGAGCCACAGGAUCUCAUGAUGAUAUAUCACCACAUUUGUGCUUUAUAUGCUUGUUGCAUUUGGCCAAUGAGCAUGGACUGUGCAUCCAGGGCUCUGUUAACUUGGAUGAUCUCAGAAUAAAAAUUGCAGCUCACAACAGUAGUGUCCAAGAUGCUGCUAUCUAAAACUUUUGUGACUCCCGAGUCUGCUUUUACUGUGUUGUUUAGCUGACGUAAAUUGCCACCUGACAAACUUCUGCUGUUUUUUUUUUUUGGGUUCACAAAUGGCGCAGAUCGUCUUUGUUGUAGUGCUACUCAAAUGUUUAGAUUGUAUUAUGUAUAGAUUUUUCCCAAUGUAAUGAUAUUAAUGGGAUUGCACUUCCUAUUAUCACAUGUAUUUAAGUUUGGCUUAUUAUUAUACGGAGUAUUAAUUAUUUAACA
Ipomoea triloba (trilobed morning glory) is the source of this 2428-nucleotide messenger RNA. RefSeq names its product condensin complex subunit 2. Gene Ontology annotation, cellular component: condensin complex. The coding region runs from base 194 to 2173 and encodes 659 amino acids. Lineage: Eukaryota; Viridiplantae; Streptophyta; Magnoliopsida; Solanales; Convolvulaceae. Gene Ontology annotation, biological process: mitotic chromosome condensation. The transcript is spliced from 13 exons. The record is from RefSeq and is a predicted model, not a curated record. Gene Ontology annotation, molecular function: chromatin binding.